Acytostelium subglobosum LB1 is the source of this 2535-nucleotide messenger RNA. RefSeq lists its product as hypothetical. Bases 1 to 2535 code for a protein of 844 amino acids. Gene Ontology annotation, molecular function: U3 snoRNA binding; rRNA binding. Gene Ontology annotation, biological process: maturation of SSU-rRNA from tricistronic rRNA transcript (SSU-rRNA, 5.8S rRNA, LSU-rRNA). The transcript has 6 exons. Lineage: Eukaryota; Evosea; Eumycetozoa; Acytosteliales; Acytosteliaceae. The record is from RefSeq and is a predicted model, not a curated record. Gene Ontology annotation, cellular component: nucleolus; small-subunit processome.
AUGCCAAAGAAGAAACAAUUUAGACCAAAGGUCUCAAAGAAGUUGAGCAAGAAGUAUACUACACAUAGGUUAUACUACAGUGAUAAUUCAUCAACAUUCAAUGCAUUGGACCCAAGGAAGAAGACACAAGAGAAGCAGGAUAAGCUUCUCGAGAUGUCAAAUCAGUAUCAUAGAAAGUCAGAGAAUAGAGAGAAACAACAAGAGAAGGCACAGAGAGAUGAGAUCAUCAAGUCGUUGAAAGAGGAGGCUGGUGACAUUGAUAUCAAAGACAGCGAGAACUACUCUGAUCUCUAUGAAGUGGGUCCAUCUGCACACGAUCUCCUGCUCUCAACAUUCAAGAAGAGUAAGACUGCUACUGGCAAUGGCGUUGGCAAUGGUCGUGGUCGCGGUGGUGCAUCAGGAUCAUCAAGUACCGCUCACACAUCAAACGGCAAUGGCAAGAGAAAGAUCAUCGAUGACGAGGAUGAGGAUGAGGAAGAUGAGGAGGAAGAAGAAGAUGCUCAACCAGAUGAAGAACAAGACAACAACAAUGAUAUUGAAAUCGAGAUUGAGGAUGAAGACCAAGACCAAGUCGAGCACGAGGAUGAUGACGAGGACCAAGACGUGGAUGAAGAUGACUUUGAGUUGGAUGAUGAAGAGGCCGAGGAUGAUCAAGACGAUGAAGAAGAUGAUGAUAACGAAGAUGGUGCAGAGGGAGAGGAUGAAGAGGAGCAACAGGAGACAGGAGAGUUUGACGACGUAUAUGGCACUAAUCAGGAAGUGGUGGAAGAGGAUGAUGAGGAAGAUGAUGGCAAGGAAGAUGGAGAUAAUAGGACAAAGUUAAGUGAUGAUUACUCUGCUCAUUUCAAUCAAGAUGUAUCGACGUGGAAUCAACUUGAGGAGAUUAUCGAGGCUGGAAAGGCACUGAAAUCAACAUCAAUAGAGGUUGAAAACUUUGGCGUGGUCACCUCCAACAAAUGUCCACCAAGCACCGGCACCGCCAUCACUUCGACCAAGAAGGCCAAGGCACCAGCCGUCUCAUCACUUCCAAUCCAGAAGGAUACUUUUUAUGAGUACCAUAUCAAACACCGUCUACUUAAGGCAUGGGCAAAGACAAAGAAGACCAAGGAGAAUGAGUUAUUCUUUACGCCAAUCCAGAAGCAACUAUUCCCAAUAAUGAAUGAGUAUAGAGAUCUAUUAUUCUCGGAGGAGAAUCACAAGAAUCACAAGAGUAUAUACCAACUCUAUACUCUACAUGCCAUGAACCAUGUCCUAAAGUCAAGAGAUCAACUUACACAAGAUAAUGGAAUCACCAAGAGAGCUGAGGCCAAUGGCGAGGUCAUCCCGGAUAUGAGACAUCAAGGAUUCACCAAGCCCAAGGUAUUGAUCAUUGUUCCAUUUAGGAAUACAGCAUUGGACAUUAUGAAGUUGAUGCUCAAGUUGGUGCCACACGAGACACAUCAACAGGUGGAGAAGAAGACUACUCUCAUUGAGGAGUUUACUCAUGCCGAGCGUCAACUAUCAGCAGACAAACCUGCAGACUUUAGACAUGUCUUUAGAGACAACAUCGACGACUGCUUCAGAGUUGGUAUCGGCUUCAACAAAAAUGGCAUGAAGCUAUUCUGUCCAUUCUUCUUCUCAGACAUCAUUAUUGCAUCCCCACUCGGUCUGAGACUUGUCGUUGGAACUGAGGGUGAUGCACAACGUGACAAUGACUUCUUGUCAUCGAUUGAGAUGGUGAUUGUGGAUCAAGUCGAGACGAUAUUGCAACAGAACUGGGAUCACAUGAAUAUUAUAUUCGAUAACCUUAAUCUCAUUCCAAAGAAGAAUCACAACACAGACUUCUCAAGAAUAAGGAUGGCAACUUUGGAGGGCUGGAGCAAGCAUUUCCGCCAGACACUGAUGUUCAGCAAUUUCCUGACACCAGAGGUCAACUCAUUGUUCAACAGGCACUGCACCAACAUCCGUGGCAACAUUCGUGUGCGACGUAUCAAGGAUGGCGAGAUUGCCAACAUCAUACCAUCGUUGAUGCAAACCUUCCACAAGGUGCCCAUACUCAAGGAGCACAAUGGCCAGGACGUUGACGCGCGCUUCGACUACCUGAUCGAGACCAUCUUGCUCAAGUUCUCCAACCAGGUCAGCGAGACCAAGAAUGUGCUGAUAUACAUCCCCAACUAUUUUGAGUACAUCAAGAUUAGGAAUUACUUCAAGAAGGAGGCCAAGUCAUUUGUGAUGUGCUGUGAGUACACUGCGCCCGCUGUCGUCACAAGAUCCCGCGCCAAGUUCAGAUACGGUGACCGCACAUACAUGUUGAUCACGGAGCGAUUCCAUUUCUUCAACAGAUAUCAGCUGCGUGGAGUGAAGCAUGUUGUGUUCUUUGGUCUGCCCAAUUUUGCCUCCUACUACUCAGAGAUCUUAAACAUGGUGUCGGAGAAUGAAGGCACUGUGAUGGCAUUGUACACACAACGUGAUCGCAUGGCAUUGGAACGCAUUGUUGGAAGCAUCCGAGCAACCAAGAUGUUAGAGAGCGACAAGUCCACUCAUUUGUUUUGUUAA